Lotus japonicus is the source of this 3435-nucleotide messenger RNA. Its product is annotated as protein MEI2-like 5. Gene Ontology annotation, molecular function: RNA binding. The transcript is spliced from 13 exons. Lineage: Eukaryota; Viridiplantae; Streptophyta; Magnoliopsida; Fabales; Fabaceae. The record is from RefSeq and is a predicted model, not a curated record. Bases 396 to 2933 code for a protein of 845 amino acids.
AUUUUAGCCUAUGUUUUUGUUCUUGUUUUUCUAUCUCUCUCUCUUUGUCUCUCACAAUCAUUCUCCUCUCUCUCUUUCACUCUCUUCUGGGGUCAGAACCAAUCAUCAUCACGCUCUUGCUCUGCUUCUUCUUCCUUCUCACCAACGAUUCGAUUCCUGUUUCUUCUCCAAUCACAAACACUGCCACAACACACACACACACACACACACUCCAUUCUCCUAUUCACACUUUCGAUUGUAACAGUUUCUUUUCUCUGCAAUUUGUUGCAUACUCAUUUGGUUUUAGGCGCUCAGGGACCAAGUUUCGUGUUGUGUCCCCAUUAGCCUCGCUCUUCCAUUCAACCAUUUAGGGUUUUCUCACUCUGUGACCCUAUUUUCAGCAGAACGGUGAUGCAAUGAAGCAGUCUUUUGAUCCUACAUCCUGGGGUCCUUCCAGGAUUCCAUCUAUAAAUGUACCUGGAAAACCAGGGCGUGGUCCAUGGGGGGUUUUAUCUGGAUCUGAUUCAUACCAUGCCUCAUCUGAUGCCAGCCUAUUUUCUAGCUCAUUACCUGUUCUUCCACAUGAAAAAUUGAACUUAAAUGACACUGAAAAUAAUUAUCAAUCUGUUGAUGACAUCUCAUCCGGCUUUAAAAAGCUCCAUCAAGAUGUAGCGGUUAAUGAUUCCCUUGAAAAUGGUGAUAAUGAUGCAAUCGGAACCAUGCUUCCUGAUGAUGAGGAGGAGCUUUUAGCUGGCAUAAUGGAUGAUUUUAAUCUAAGUGAUUUGCCUGGUUCCCUCGAGGACUUGGAAGAGUAUGACUUUUUUGGUAGUGGUGGAGGUAUGGAACUAGAAACUGAUCCCCAGGAAACUCUCAGUGUCGGUAUGUCAAAUUUAAGCUUCUCUGAUAGUUCUCUUGGCAAUGGUUUGCCCAAUUAUUCUAUCCCUAAUGGUGUGGGAAUUGUUGCUGGAGAACAUCCAUAUGGAGAGCAUCCUUCUCGAACCUUAUUUGUUCGAAAUAUUAACAGUAAUGUUGAGGAUUCGGAGCUAAAGGCCCUUUUUGAGCAAUAUGGUGAUAUUAGAACCCUGUAUACUGCAUGUAAGCACCGGGGGUUUGUAAUGAUAUCGUACUAUGACAUCCGUGCUGCUCGAACAGCUAUGCGCUCAUUACAAAACAAGCCUCUACGGCGCAGGAAACUUGACAUUCACUUUUCAAUACCAAAGGAUAAUCCAUCUGACAAGGAUGUCAACCAAGGAACCUUGGUAGUUUUCAACUUGGAUCCAUCUGUUUCAAAUGAAGACCUCCGUCAAAUAUUUGGGGCUUAUGGAGAGGUCAAAGAGAUAAGGGAAACUCCUCACAAGAGGCAUCAUAAAUUUAUUGAAUAUUAUGAUGUCAGAGCUGCAGAAGCAGCACUUAAAUCAUUAAAUAGAAGUGAUAUAGCUGGUAAACGCAUAAAGCUUGAACCUAGUCGGCCUGGAGGAGCUCGUCGAAAUUUGAUGACCCAACUAAAUCAAGAUCCUGACCAAGAUGAAACUCGGAGUUUCCGGUACCCAGUGGGUUCACCAAUAGCCAGCUCUCCACCAGGUAAUUGGUUCAACAGUCCUGUUGAGCAGAAUUCAAUGCCAACUAUCAAUCAUUCUCCUGGUUCGAGGAUUAUGAGCCCAACAGCAGGCAAUCAUUUACGAGGAUUAGCUUCGAUUUUGCAACCACAAGUAUCGAACACUGUGAAGGCUCCAACUAAGGACAUAGGAAGGAAUGUUCAUGGAGCUACUUUUCAGUCGCAUUCACUUCCAGAGCCAAAAUUCAGCCAAUAUCAUGGAGCUUUGCCCACUUUUGGUCCAUCAACAUCAAAUGGAUCUUCAAUCGAAACCUUGUCUGGGCCACAGUUUCUAUGGGGAAGUCCAAGCCUCCACUCAGAGCAAUCCAAACCAACAGCUUGGUCAAGACCAUCCGUGGGGCAUCCAUUUACAUCGAAUGGAAAGAGCCAUGCCUUCCCAUUCUCAAGUCAGAAUAGUUCAUUUGUCAGUUCGUCCCAACCUCAUCACCACCAUCAUGUUGGUUCUGCUCCAUCAGGUUUGCCUUUUGAGAGGCACUUUGGUUUUCUUCCCGAGUCACCUGAAACUUCAUUUGUGAGUAAUGUUGGUUAUGGAGGCAUGAGUCUGGGGCACAAUGAUGGAAACUACUUAGUUAAUGUGAGCGGGUCUGUUAAUGCUGGCAUUUCUAUACCAAGAACUGUGUGUGACAGUGGUUCAUCGAACUUCAGAAUAAGAUCUUCUCCUAGGCUUAGCCCUGUAUUUUUGGGCAAUGGUCCGUAUCCAGGAUUGUCACUUACUCCCAUGGAGAGUUUGGCUGACCGUGCUAGGAGUAGAUGGAUAGAGAACAGUGGAAGCCAAGUUGACAGCAAGAAGCAGUUUCAGCUUGACUUGGAUAAGAUUAAAUGCGGUGAAGAUACAAGGACUACAUUAAUGAUAAAGAAUAUCCCAAAUAAAUAUACCUCCAAAAUGUUAUUAGCUGCCAUUGACGAAAACCACAAGGGUACCUAUGAUUUCCUCUAUCUGCCAAUUGACUUUAAGAAUAAAUGCAAUGUGGGUUAUGCAUUUAUCAACAUGCUGUCACCCUUGCUUAUUAUUCCAUUCUAUGAGACAUUCAAUGGGAAGAAAUGGGAGAAGUUUAAUAGUGAAAAAGUCGCAUCUUUGGCAUAUGCUCGAAUCCAAGGAAAGUCUGCCCUUGUGAACCACUUCCAAAAUUCAAGUUUGAUGAAUGAAGAUAAGCGUUGCCGCCCUAUUCUGUUCCAUUCAGAGGGUUCUGAAACUGGUGAUCAGUUCAUACAAGAGCAUCUACCUUCCAUCUCCAACAAUCUAAAUAUUCAGGCAGCUAGGCUGAGCGAGUUACAUUCAAGUUUUACUCCUGGAAGCCCUCCAAAGGAUGGUCCUCCUGUGAGUUUGGGUACAAAUUAACAUUAUAUCAGAUGCAGAGUUUCCAAGACCAAAUCAGUUGCUGUUGGGAUCUCUGGUGCUGCAUAUAUUUAGGAAGGAUAAGAGGAUGUAGAUUUUGUACCAUAGUUACUCAUGGAAUUAUUUUGCCAGCAAGCUUCAGAAGCUUUGAAGCAUUUUGAUUGAUUUGCUGCAGAGGUAGGUAGCUAAUCUGAUGAUGUACACAAGGUGGGAGGAGCACAGGCUGAAGAGAUGAGCAAAUAGAGCCUCCUUCUAGGGAGGCUUUCUCUCCAGUAUUGCUCAUUUUUGUUGCUUUUUGGUGGAUUGUCAUUUUGAGGUUUAUGAAAAUGUUAAUAGGGUAAGAGUUAAGUUAGGUUUGAGAUUGACAGUUAAGUUAACAUUGGGUGCAAAAUUGUAUAGAGAGGAAAAAAAAAGAGACUUCUUUAUUUCUUCCUCUAAUGUAUCAGUACUGUUGACAAUGACGAUGAUGGACAAGUUGUUCUUUCUGUUUCCCUACAAGACAAAA